Messenger RNA from Lachancea mirantina, 1191 nucleotides. Lineage: Eukaryota; Fungi; Ascomycota; Saccharomycetes; Saccharomycetales; Saccharomycetaceae. The record is from the annotation of a GenBank genome assembly.
AUGUCUUUGAGAGUUCAAGCUUCCAGAUUGAUCGCCAACUCGCGUGUGAUCACUGCUAAGAGGGCCCUUUCCGUGGCAUCUCGUGCCACGUUGAGACCAGCUGCUUCCAGACAAUUCGUCAAGCCUUUGGUUGCUACCCGUGGUUUGAAGCAAAUCAACUUCGGUGGUACCACCGAGACCGUUUACGAGAGAGCCGACUGGCCACGUGAGAAGUUGCUAGACUACUUCAAGAACGACACUUUGGCUUUGAUCGGUUACGGUUCUCAAGGUUACGGCCAAGGGUUGAACUUGAGAGACAACGGUUUGAACGUCAUUGUCGGUGUCCGUAAGAACGGUGCCUCCUGGAAGGCUGCCAUUGAGGACGGCUGGGUCCCAGGUGAAAACUUGUUCGACGUCAACGAGGCCGUCCAAAAGGGUACCUACGUCAUGAACUUGCUUUCCGACGCUGCUCAAUCCGAGACCUGGAACUCUUUGAAGCCCCUUUUGACCAAGGACAAGACCCUGUACUUCUCGCACGGUUUCUCUCCAGUCUUCAAGGACCUAACCCACGUCGAGACUCCAAAGGACAUCGACGUCAUCUUGGUUGCACCAAAGGGUUCCGGUAGAACCGUGAGAUCUUUGUUCAAGGAAGGCCGUGGUAUCAACUCUUCCUACGCCGUCUGGAACGACGUCUCCGGCAAGGCCGACGAAAAGGCGCAAGCCUUGGCCGUCGCCGUCGGCUCUGGUUACGUUUACCAAACCACUUUCGAGAAGGAGGUCAACUCCGACCUGUACGGUGAGAGAGGCUGUUUGAUGGGUGGUAUCCACGGUAUGUUCUUGGCCCAAUACGAGGUCUUGAGAGAGAACGGUCACUCCCCAUCGGAAGCUUUCAACGAAACCGUCGAGGAGGCCACUCAGUCCCUGUACCCAUUGAUCGGUAAGUACGGUAUGGACUACAUGUACGACGCCUGCUCCACCACCGCCAGACGUGGUGCUUUGGACUGGUACCCAAUCUUCAAGGACGCCUUGAAGCCUGUUUUCCAGGACUUGUACGAGUCCGUCAGAAACGGUUCCGAGACCAAGAGAUCUUUGGAAUUCAACUCACACCCUGACUACAGAGCCAAGUUGGAAGAGGAAUUGGAUACCAUCAGAAACAUGGAGAUCUGGAAAGUGGGCAAGGAGGUCAGAAAGUUGAGACCUGAGAACCAGUAA